AUGGCUCUUGCAACUUCUAUGCGAUUAUCUACUCCAUUACCAACAAUUAAUACUGAAGAAAAAUCAACAAAUAUAAUUCCUUCUAGUCCAAUAUCAACAUCAUCUAUAACGAAUAAUAAUUUAACAAAAUUAUAUAAAUAUUCACAAGAAACUGAAAUAAAAUCAUAUGUUGAUCAAAAUGGAACAAUUCGUCAAUAUCGACAAUCAACUGAACGUGCAUUACUUGCUCAAAGAAAAAUAUUUCUACGAAAAAAAUUAGGUGAAGGUUCAUUUUCAUCUGUACGAGAAGGUUUCGAUAUAUUUCAUCAACAUAAAGUUGCUAUUAAAAUAGUUGAUACACAGCGAGCUUCAAAAGAUUUUCAAGAAAAAUUUUUACCACGUGAAUUAGAUAUUUGGCCACGUGUUAAUCAUGAAAAUAUUAUUAAAAUGUAUGAUCAUUUUAUUGAAUGUGGAAAAAUUUUUAUGAUACUUGAAUUUGCUUCACAAGGUGAUCUUUUAACAUAUGUUCAACGAGUUGGUGCUAUACCUGAACAAAAACGAACAUUAUGGUCUUAUCAAUUAUGUAAUGCAGUUAAAUAUCUUCAUGAACUUGAACUUGUACAUCGUGAUCUUAAAUUAGAAAAUCUUUUACUUGAUAUCAAUGAUAAUAUGAAAUUAUGUGAUUUUGGUUUUUCAAAAGAUGUACUUAAAUGUAAAGAAUAUUUAAGUAAAACAUAUUGUGGUUCACGUGCAUAUGUAUCACCUGAAAUUUUACUUGGAUUACCAUAUGAUGCAAAAAAAGCUGAUAUAUGGGCUAUUGGUGUUAUUUUAUAUAUAUUUGUUACUGGUGUUAUGCCAUUUAAAGAAGAUAAAAAUAAUCAAUUGAUUUUAAAACAACAUCAAAAACUUCAACUUCAUUGGUCAAAUGAAAAUGAACGUGAACAAUCGGCACGUAAUCUUAUUCUUAAUAUAUUUACAUAUGAAUGGCAAAAACGACCUAAUAUUCAACAAGUUAGUACACAUCCAUGGUUUACAAUAUCUCAAACAUCGAAGAUAAUAUCAAUGCCAAUUAUACGAUCUAAUCGAACGGCAACUAAACGUAAAAGUCGUUCAUCUUAA
Molecule: messenger RNA, 1098 nt
Organism: Rotaria sordida
Lineage: Eukaryota; Metazoa; Rotifera; Eurotatoria; Philodinida; Philodinidae
Source: the annotation of a GenBank genome assembly